AGACCCUCCAUUGACAUGCCUCUUGAUGCUUUUCCUUCCCCUAAGGGUUUCAAUGCACCCGAACAAGUUCAUAUAACGCAAGGAGAUUAUGUUGGUCGAAGUGUGAUUAUUUCUUGGGUGACACCAAUAAAAAAGUAUCCAAACACUGUUAGGUAUUGGGAAGAUGGCAAGCAUGGCCAUGGCCACAAGCAUAAGCACAUCGCUCGUGCCAUAACCACAACCUAUAGAUACUACAAUUAUACUUCUGGGUUUAUCCACCACGCCACCGUCAAAAGACUAAAGUAUGAUACCCUAUACUUUUAUGAGCUUGGUCGAGGCAAUGUAACUCGUCACUUUUCCUUCAAAACUCCUCCUGAAGUGGGACCCGACGUUCCGUACACAUUUGGCGUCAUAGGUGAUCUAGGACAGACAUAUGACUCCAAUCAAACGUUUGAACACUAUGUUUCCAACCCAAAGGGGCAAGCCAUGCUGUUUGUUGGCGAUCUUUCUUAUGCAGACAACCAUCCAUUCCAUGACAACAGGAAGUGGGACGCAUGGGGUCGUUUUGUUGAGAAGAGCACAGCUUACCAGCCUUGGAUUUGGACUGCUGGCAAUCACGAACUUGAUUUAGCCCCUGACAUUGAAGAAAACCAGCCUUUUAAGCCAUACUUGCAUAGGUACCAUGUACCUCACAAGGCAUCACAAAGUACUUCCCCACUUUGGUAUGCGAUCAAGCGCGCAUCUGCCCACAUAAUUGUCCUUUCUUCUUACUCAGCAUAUGGCAAGUAUACUCCACAGUACAAUUGGCUCCAACAAGAGCUUCAAAGGGUCAACAGAUACGAGACUCCUUGGCUGAUUGUUCUGCUCCACUCUCCUUGGUAUAACAGCAACAAUUACCACUACAUGGAAGGCGAAAGCAUGAGAGUUAUGUUUGAAUCAUGGUUUGUCCAGAGCAAAGUUGACAUUGUCUUUGCCGGUCAUGUUCAUUCUUACGAGCGUUCGGAGAGAGUAUCAAACGUGAAGUACAACAUAACCAAUGGACUGAGUUUCCCAGUUAAGGACCCUUCUGCACCAAUAUACAUCACUAUUGGCGAUGGUGGUAAUAUUGAAGGCCUUGCAAAUAAUUUUACUGAGCCACAACCUAGUUACUCAGGUUUUAGAGAAGCAAGCUUCGGUCACGCCAUUCUUGACAUAAGAAAUAGAACGCAUGCCUACUAUACUUGGCACCGUAACCAAGAUAGUGAGCCAGUUGCUGCUGAUUCCAUUUGGUUGUACAAUAGGUACUACUUUCCACAAGAGGAGAAAACUGGGGCUUCUACUAUGGUUUAG
Molecule: messenger RNA, 1308 nt
Organism: Morus notabilis
Lineage: Eukaryota; Viridiplantae; Streptophyta; Magnoliopsida; Rosales; Moraceae
Product: purple acid phosphatase 25
Exons: 8
Coding region: 16-1308 (430 amino acids)
Molecular function (GO): acid phosphatase activity; metal ion binding
Source: RefSeq, a predicted model, not a curated record